UUUGAAUUCAGGAUAAAUAAAGAACAGUCCUCGUUCCACAGUAGACUUCUGCAGCAUGAUCUGGAAAAAAACUAUGCAGGAAGACAAGGAGACCAAAGAGUAUUAAGUCCUUUGGUGCGUAAUAAGCAGCUGUACCUUCCAGUACCAUCCAGUCUGACAGAGCUGUCUGGGUUGGAGUUGAAGCAGAGCACAGGUUCUUUAUCAGGAUUUGGUGACACUGCUCUUCACACACCUACAAAAUCCAGAUCCCGACAGAGCAGCCACAGUGUUAGUUCACAUGCCUCAGAUAACAACACAAAUUUUGGGAGCAGCUCAUCGAUAACGUUUCCUGUAUUGCAACGUACUGCUGAAGAGAAAGUACUGAACUCUGACAGACUUACCCUGGAAAGGCAAAAACUGACAGUGUGCCCAGUUAUUGAUGGGGAAGAUCAUCUUCGGCUUUUGAGUUUCCAACAUAACUUUAUAACUCGGAUCCAAAAUAUCUCUAAUCUGCAGCAUCUUGUUUUCUUAGAUUUGUAUGAUAAUCAGAUUGAGGAAAUAAGUGGGAUUUCAACUUUGAGAUCCCUCAGAGUCCUUUUGUUGGGAAAGAACAGAAUAAAGAAGAUCUCAAAUCUGGAGAACCUAAUAAAUCUUGAUGUUUUAGAUCUUCAUGGAAAUCAGAUUACUAAAAUAGAAAACAUUGGUCAUUUAAGUGAACUGAGAGUGUUAAACCUUGCAAGAAACCUACUGACUGUUGUAGAAAACCUUAAUGGACUGGAUUCACUCACAGAGCUCAACCUUCGUCAUAAUCAAGUCUCUGCUAUAAAAGAUGUGGAUACUUUGCCCUGUCUCCAGCGUCUCUUCCUCAGCUUCAACAAUAUAUCUAGUUUUGAGGAUAUUCUGUGCCUUGCUGAUUCCUCAUCUUUGUCAGAUAUCACCCUUGAUGGCAAUCCAAUAGCUCAGGAGACAUGGUACAAACACACUGUUCUCCAUCAUAUGAUGCAGCUCCGACAGCUAGAUAUGAAGAGAAUCACA
This is a messenger RNA of Acanthisitta chloris (rifleman), 1014 nucleotides long. Its product is annotated as leucine-rich repeat-containing protein 49-like. Gene Ontology annotation, molecular function: protein binding. The annotation marks the transcript as partial. Lineage: Eukaryota; Metazoa; Chordata; Aves; Passeriformes; Acanthisittidae. The record is from RefSeq and is a predicted model, not a curated record. The transcript is spliced from 8 exons.